Molecule: messenger RNA, 603 nt
Organism: Hyposmocoma kahamanoa
Lineage: Eukaryota; Metazoa; Arthropoda; Insecta; Lepidoptera; Cosmopterigidae
Exons: 3
Source: RefSeq, a predicted model, not a curated record
GUCGACCAGCGCCCGACGUACGCAGUUGAGCAGCAUAUAAUUUGCAUUCUCUUGAGUUCCUAUCAUUCACUUUGUGUUGACUAUCCAAUUAAAUAACCAAACACAAUGAUUUUGAAGCUAAUUAUAUUUAUAACUGGACUGAGUGCUGCGCUCUCUGUUAAUUUUUUUAGAAAGGAUUACACCUACAUUGAAGAACGCGAUGCUUUUUAUAAGCUUAUAUGGUCUGAAGAAGGAAACUCCUUCGAAGAGGCUGUGAAUGCUUGCGAUAAUGAUGGAUCGCAAUUAUUUUACCCAAAAGAUCACAGCGAAUGGCGAGUUAUAAACAAUCUUGUAAAAGCUAUGCCUCAGACGCCUAAUACUACAGACGUCUUACUAGGCAUUCGUGACGAAGUCGGCAACGGAUAUUAUACCACUCUUGAUGGUCAUUUUGUAACAAUAAAUAUACAAGGUGAUGCAUUGCCCCUGGACUGCGUCAUAUUGGAUGUGAAUACUGGUGAAUUACGUACCACUUUUUGCGAAGAUGGGAUUGAACCCAGACUUUUCGUUUGUAAGAAAAUGGACAGUUCACCCUGCCCUACCGUCGACGAAGGUACAGAUAAUACU